Saccharomycodes ludwigii is the source of this 318-nucleotide messenger RNA. It is a transcript of the gene TMH11, whose product is annotated as Tmh11p. Gene Ontology annotation, cellular component: membrane. Bases 1 to 318 code for a protein of 105 amino acids. The record is from RefSeq and is a predicted model, not a curated record. The transcript has a single exon. Lineage: Eukaryota; Fungi; Ascomycota; Saccharomycetes; Saccharomycodales; Saccharomycodaceae.
AUGGAACAUCCAGCUUGGACUUUAUCGGGGUUAUGUGUUAUUGGUGGCUCGAUGGGUUAUCUACGUAAGAAAUCUGUCCCAUCGUUAGCUGCUGGCUUAAUAUUUGGUGGUAUUUACGCUUAUUCUGGUUACUUACUACACAAUAAUGCUGAUAAUGGCUUAGAAUUAGCCUUAGGCGCUUCCUCAGUUUUGUUUGCCACUGGUUUGAUACGUGGUUUCCCUUCUAGAUUCACUAAACCUGUUCCAGUGGUUCUAACUGUCUUGGGUGGCUUAGGUUCCCUUUAUUAUUACAAAAAGUACAAGGAAUUUUAUCCAUGA